This is a messenger RNA of Gigantopelta aegis, 1796 nucleotides long. RefSeq lists its product as uncharacterized. The coding region runs from base 63 to 776 and encodes 237 amino acids. The transcript is spliced from 5 exons. Lineage: Eukaryota; Metazoa; Mollusca; Gastropoda; Neomphalida; Peltospiridae. The record is from RefSeq and is a predicted model, not a curated record.
CCCCAGUUAAAUUUCUACAACAAGCAAACAACGCUGUUUACAGGUGUUUCAUCAGUACCAGCAUGAAGGUUACUACUUUUGACAUCUUCUUCCAGGCAUUGAUGCUAAUAUUAGACAUUGAUGUGAUUCACAGUUUGACAGUUUCUAUGCGACAGCGGGUGGUGACCUACACUGCUACUUUGGAGUGUAUCUAUACGAAGGAAUACUUUGAGCAGUUCGGAAGUUUGGUAUGGAGCAGGAAGCAAAACAACGGAACGUAUGCUAUUCUUGCAUACGCGUGGAUCAAAAAUGGAGAGUAUCGUGCGAAGUUAGCCGAAGGAGGUGAAUACUUAAAGGAGAGGACGGCGGUCAGGUUCAUUCCGGGUGUGUUCUCCUUCACAUACACGGAUGUUAGGUGCGUGGAUGAAGCUACAUACACAUGUCGAGUGGAAUAUAGAGUAAAUAGUAUGGGGCGUUUAGCGUCGGAGGAAAUGUUUUAUCAAGUACAAGGCGUGUCAAAACCAGAGUCACCAUCACCACCACCAACAUCAUCAUCAUCACCAAACCUGUACCUAAUCGUAGGACUAGUGGUUGCGGGCAUAGACACAGUGGAUUUGAUAGUAGCAGUGAUCAUAUGUAUCAGGUCAAGAUCAAAAUCAAAAAGUACGACAUCUAAAGUGGAACACCCUAAAGUGGAAAACGCUAAAAAGAAAGACCAUGAAGAUUAUAAAGAGAAAGACCAUAAAGGGGAAGACUAUAAAGGGAAAGACCAUAAAGCCCAUAAAGACCGUGUAUGAAUGAAUAAGCCGAGGAACAAAAUACUAGUAGAUGUAUUGCUGGAGCACAAGGUAGAAAUGAUCCCCAUUUCAAACAGCACGGGAAGAGAGGCAGUCUGCAUGAAAACAUUAUGAUAUAUGUCAGUGACUAAUUAUCCCCAUUUCAAACAGCACGGGAAGAGAGGCAGUCUGCAUGAAAACAUUAUGAUAUAUGUCAGUGACUAAUUAUCCCCAUUACAAACAGCACGGGAAGAGAGGCAGUCUGCAUGAAAACAUUAUGAUAUAUGUCAGUGACUAAUUAUCCCCAUUUCAAACAGCACGGGAAGAGAGGCAGUCUGCAUGAAAACAUGAUAUAUGUCAAUGACUAAUUAUCCCCAUUUCAAACAGCACGGGAAGAGAGGCAGUCUGUAUGAAAACAUUGUGAUAUAUGUCAAUGACUAAUUAUCCCCAUUUCAAACAGCACGGGAAGAGAGGCAGUCUGCGGGAAAACAUUGUGAUAUAUGUCAGUGAUUAAUUAUCCCCAUUUCAAACAGCACGGGGAGAGAGGCAGUCUGCAUGAAAACAUUGUGAUAUGUGUCAAUGACUAAUUAUCCCCAUUUCAAACAGCACCGGAAGAGAGGCAUGGAAACAUUGUGAUAUAUGUUAAUGAUUGUAGAAGUGUCUUUACCUACCACAAAUUAACCUUUUUCUUUGAAAUCAUUUCAUUACUUGUAUUUCUUAUUGUUAUUGUUCAGUGUUUAUGAUGAAUAUGUUAUUGGUUGUAAAUCAUGUAGCAUGAAGUAUUGGAUUGAAUUAUUCUUGAGAUGUUUUGCACAGACUCGUCUUUAACAAUUGAAAUUCAGAAAAAUCAUUUCGAUAUUAGAUUAUAAUAUAUGUUACUAUGACAGAAAUAGUAACAACAGAGUGGCUGGGUCGGCGUGACUUGAAAUAUACACUGUAUGCACAGUCCUCUUAAAGGGACAGAUCCUAGUUUCAACCCGUGAAAAUUAACACUAAGUUUAGUUAAUCUACAAACCUACAACACAUUUGGAUAAAGUUACA